This is a messenger RNA of Helobdella robusta, 1257 nucleotides long. RefSeq lists its product as hypothetical. NCBI's taxonomy places the organism in Eukaryota, Metazoa, Annelida, Clitellata, Rhynchobdellida, Glossiphoniidae. The transcript has 3 exons. The record is from RefSeq and is a predicted model, not a curated record. The coding region runs from base 1 to 1257 and encodes 418 amino acids.
AUGGCUGAGAGGGCCACCCGCAGAGCACCCUCGAAUUCGCCCAAAAUGGCCGCAUUAACAGAACGGCUCCUGCGCGGGGAAAGCUCGCCUGUUCAAUGGAGUACUGGGAUGAAUAGCUUUGAGUUUAGCAAGUGUCUCAGGCGAGCUCUCCGCCUGGCCCACGGGCAAACAAGCAAGUCUGACGGCCGCCGAGAGACUGCCCUGUUCGAUCCGAGUAGUAACUGCACUAAUCCAACUGUUUGGAUUGUGCUUACGCGGUUUGGUGUUGUGGUCAGUGUUGAAGCUUGCCACAAUAAUCUCGACCUCGGUCGAACUGAAUUCGGCCAACUGUUUGAUAACGUAAUUGGCUUGAUUAAUCCUGCGACCGCCCCUGGUGGGCUUGAACAAUACUCACUAAAGUUAGAAAAAAUGGAAAAAUUUCCCUCGCGCGAGAAUUCAAAACGUGAGAAACUUCUGGAGUGCUUGACUUUAUUCAGGUAUAUAAAAAAUAACAAUUUGUUGGAUAAAAUAUCGUUAUUUUGCAGUUCUGAUAUAAAUAAAAUAUCAAACACGGAAAACUGGCUGAAAAUAAAUUUCGACUUUGUUAACAAACAAAUAAAAGAAAUGUUGUUCAGUCAACAAGCUGAAAUUAACAAAAUGUUUUUGUCUUAUACUACCGAGUUGGAUAAUGUGAAAAAUAAACUUAACUCUCUUGUUGCAAACAAUGUUAGUAAAAAAGUAAACAUUAAGUCAGUAAGCUCAAACAAUGUAAAUAACCCGUUGCCACCAAUUAAUCAAAAUGCGCCAAGAAUUUUGUGGGCGGACGUCGUAUCAUCACCCACUCUGGACGAAGCGUUCACGUUGGUGAAGCGGCACAACAAACGUCCACGUUUGAACGUCUCAUUGGAGGCCAACAACAACGGCGAAACCACUUCAAACAACAACAACGUGGGAACCACUUCAAACAACAACAACGAAAACACGGCAAACAUCAAGACAGCUAAAAAAACAACAAAAGUUAUUGGCAAAAAAGUUAUUGAAGAUUGUAAAUUGAGAGCAGACAAAAAUUUAAUUAAGAAAUCUGUGUUCUCAAUGAGCAACCUUAGUAAAUGCCAUCGGAGAGAUGUGGUUGAAUUCUUGACAUCUGUUGGAAUUAACGUCAUAACGUGUUAUCCAGUUAUAAAAAAAUCUGAAAUGUCUUUAGAAAAAAAUUUGGACAAAGAUGAGCAAGAUCAACGAUGUUUAGAGUCUGCAUCGACAGUUCAAAUUCAGCGGUGA